CAUCACGCAGGACGCACGGAGGACGCGCAGUUACUGACACAAACCGCAGUUCCCUCGUGUUUGGACUCCGCUUUGAUUCCUUAAGUGGGCAUUAUUCGCUGUAAACCACAUGCUGCGGGAGGGGUUUUGUUGUUUUUCAUCCCCAUUGUUACUCGGAGGCGUGUUUCCAUGAUGCUCGGGCUCCGCGGGAGUGUUGGCUCCGCGCUCUGGAUUAAAACAUGUGCCGGAUCUCUGUGGACAUAAUAACCAAGCAUAACCGGAGCCGCUUUUGACCCUUCAACCAGAGAAGCUCGUUUCAGUCUCUCAUGCAAGUGCGGAAUGGGGCCGUCACCUAAACUGGUUUUUAUUACUUUUCUGGUCUGGGCGGAAGCGUCCUUGUUUCACUCCUCAGACGGCCACUCCAGCCACCUCUCCCUGCAGAAGACCUUCGGCCACUCGGCCAAAGACUCGCAGUGCCAACGCAUGCUGAAGCACCUUCACAAUGGAGCCCGCAUCACCGUGCAGAUGCCCCCCAACGUGGAGGGUCACUGGGUGUCCACCAGCUGUGAGGUGAGACCCGGCCCAGAGUUUCUGACCCGCUCCUACAGGUUUUACCCCAACAACACUUUCCAGGCCCAUCAGUUCUACUACGAAGACAACUACUGCACCAAACCCACGUACACGCUGGUGAUCAGCGGGCGGCUGCGCCUACGCCAGGCCUCCUGGAUCAUCCGCGGGGGCACGGAGGCCGAGUACCACCUCCACCACGUGCAGAUGGUGUGUCACACGGCCCCCGUGGCCAAGCAGCUGGGCCGGAGGCUCAACCGCAGCUGCAGAGGGGCCGUGACGGGCCCCUGGGAGCCCAACACCUCGUACCAGCUGUGGAGCGAGGACGGCGGCUACAACUGCUCCAGAGAGCUCAACUUUGCCAUGCACGAGCUGCAGCUGCUGAGGGUGGAGAAGCAGUACCUGCACCACAACCUGGACCACCUGGUGGAGGAGCUGUUUCUGGGGGACAUCCACACCGAGCCGUCGCAGAGGCUGUACUACAAGCCGUCCAGCUACCAGACCGCACUGCAGAACGCUAAGAACCACGACCACGGCUGCAUCACCUGCCGGAUCAUCUACCGCUCGGACGAGUUCCACCCGCCCAUCCUGCCGCCGCGGGCCGACCUGACCGUGGGGCUGUACGGCCAGUGGGUGAGCCAGCGCUGCGAGGUCCGGCCCGAGGUGCUCUUCCUCACCCGCCACUUCAUCUUCCACGACAACAACCACACCUGGGAGGGCCACUACUACCACUACUCCGACCCCAUCUGCAAACACCCCACCUUCAUCAUCUACGCCCGCGGCCGCUACAGCCGGGGGCUGCACUCCACCCGCGUCAAGGGGGGGACCGAGUUCAUCUUUAAAGUGAACCACAUGAGGGUGACUCCCAUGGACGUCGCCACCACCUCCCUCCUCAACGUCUUCAGCGGCAACGAGUGCGGCGUGCAGGGCUCGUGGAAGGCCGGGGUGGAGCAGGACGUCACCGUGACCAACGGCUGCGUGGCGCUGGGCAUCCGGCUCCCCCACACGGAGUACGAGCUCUUCCGCAUGGAGCAGGACAUCAGCGGACGCUACCUGCUGUACAACGGCCAGCGUCCCAGCGACGGCUCCAGCCCCGACGGCCCGGACAAGCGGGCCACGUCCUACCAGAUGCCCCUGGUGCAGUGCUCGUCCAGCAGCCAGCGGUACGACCACAGCCGGGCCGACGACCCGGACGGGGCUCUGCUGCACCGCAGCGGCUGCGCGGGACGCCAUUGUGGCGCCGCAGCGCUGGCGGCAGUCGUCAGCGUUCUGCUCCUCCUCUCCCAGAGUUAGAGGACCUUUAUCUGCAUGAAAAAGGACAAAAGUGUGGAUUUACAUGCAAAGUUCUUAGACUCCUUAUUAAAACAGAGCGUAAACUUCCCCCUUCUGGUUUAAAGGAGCGGGAGAACUGAUCUCCUUUCCAGCUACCAAAGACUUGACACUGCUGCACCCCAGAAACUGCACUUUAGACUGGAACCGGCCGCCUGCCAUUCCUCAGACGUCCAAAGAGAUGACUAUAGCCCACACAGAUUAGAGAGAAAAUGCUUUUCCUGUAGAGUAUUAACCUUCAACUUAGCACAUCAUGGUUUGAUUACUGCAGAAACACAACUUGAUACGGAGAAACAAUGUCUUCCUGACAACGACCUCCCUGAGUCGAGGAGACACACUUGUAACUGCUCACAGUAAAAAAGGGAGCCAGGCUUCAUCCCUGGAAGUUAUUACUCCACAUAUAUUAAGGUCAUUGACAUCUACGGCAGAUAUGAGCGUUUUAUGCCAGAAAAAAGAGCUCACACUUUUGUUUUCGAGCCAAUAAAACGCUUUUCACCUGCAAACAGUUAGCCCGCGUGGAGGAUCUCUGGAGAGCUCGGCUCAGACAGCUGCAUCCUCUCCGCCCGGCGGCUGACCUCGCUUCCAGGGAGGCUGCUCUGAAGUUACGUAAUCCUCAGGACGCCAAGGUUCACCUGGAGACUUGACAUAUUCAGCAAUUAGAGAGAUUGGACUCGCGCCGUAACCCCCCCGGGGUUGCUUUCAUGUACACUCUGACACGUUGUGACUGAUUAAUAAAUGAACAUUAAUCUU
Molecule: messenger RNA, 2625 nt
Organism: Cololabis saira (Pacific saury)
Lineage: Eukaryota; Metazoa; Chordata; Actinopteri; Beloniformes; Belonidae
Product: protein APCDD1-like
Exons: 5
Coding region: 319-1839 (506 amino acids)
Biological process (GO): negative regulation of Wnt signaling pathway
Cellular component (GO): plasma membrane
Molecular function (GO): Wnt-protein binding
Source: RefSeq, a predicted model, not a curated record